AAUGUGGGGAUGAAAUUAUAAUUCACCCAAAAUAAAUCAACAAUUGUGAAUUGUGAAGGUGCGGUGGCGCACACUGGGAAGCCAACGGUACAGUGACCUACGAUGGGUAAGAUGUGAAACCUCUCAAUCUAGAGACUGCUUUAUAAUCUGCGAGCAUCAAACUGCAAUAUGUGUUUCUUGGGCGUUUUACAUUCACUACCAACCGCUAUCUUUCGUCCGCCUGCAAUAUACGCUUCAAAUACAAGGAAAUAUGACUGGUUGAGAGCGAAUAUCAAUGGUGAAACUGACCCAUUACUCGAGACAGCCAUGAAAGCAGCAUCACUUCGUUUCCAGGAGACGCAUAGGCCAGAGCCGCUUUUUGUUGAUCCAUAUGCUGGUUGCUUGAUUGAUCCUACUGUACAGAUGGAUUUGAAGAAGUACCCUCACCAUUAUUGCCUUGCAACAAAAUUCAUUGAUGACAAGUUACUGCAUACAGUGAACAAUAUUGAUGGACUCAAGCAGGUUGUUUUGUUUACAGAUGGGAUGGACACUCGACCAUAUAGGCUAAAUUGGCCAACUUCUUCUAUAAUAUUUGAUAUAUCUCCAGAAAGGAUAUUUAAGAAAUCAGAUGAAAGGCUUAAAGGUGUUGGAGCUAAGAUUCCAAGAAAUUGCAUGUUCCUUCAUGUUCCAUUGGAGUCCUCUAAUAUACAACAGAAUCUGCAAGCAAAAGGCUUCAAUGGUAAUGAGCCAAGUAUAUGGGCCAUUCAGGGACUGUCCAUUAUGACUUUGGCCAGUUUAGAAGAAAUUUUGUUCAUUGUUAGUAGUUUGGCUAUGAAUGGAUGUCUAUUAUUGGGAGAACUGCCUGCAUUAUUGGCAGAAACCGAAAUUGGGAGGAAGUCCAGCACAGAGAAAUGGAUAGACAAACUUUUCAUGACCAAUUGUUUUCGGGUGGACGUGAUUAGCUAUGAUGAAGUUGCAAGUAGUUUGGGCAAGGAAUUAGCAACAGGAGACUACAAGAAUAUACUUUUUGUUGCAGAACAGUUGCGAUUUUCAGAUGAUCAGAUGGAAACCUGGAGGAGAGAAUUCCAGAGGAUAGAGGAAGAAGGGGAUGAAGAAGGGUUUGAGGAACUCUAAAUGUGUUAGAGGGUGAUAAGAACCUAAUGAAAUAUAUCAUCUUUUAGUGGUUCCACUAGUUUCUGAGCCACCUCAUGAAAUUGAUGUGUAAAUAAUGCAUGUACAAUUUUCUGCAUCCGAGGGGCCAAAAACCCUGAGGGACCGAAAUGGAAACAUGGGUCAUGUCCUUGUUUUUCCC
Molecule: messenger RNA, 1291 nt
Organism: Hevea brasiliensis (rubber tree)
Lineage: Eukaryota; Viridiplantae; Streptophyta; Magnoliopsida; Malpighiales; Euphorbiaceae
Product: O-methyltransferase 1, chloroplastic
Exons: 7
Coding region: 169-1113 (314 amino acids)
Biological process (GO): methylation
Molecular function (GO): methyltransferase activity
Source: RefSeq, a predicted model, not a curated record